AUGAUGAUCAGUCAAUCAUGCACUGCUGCGGUGAAAGGCGACUCCUUUUGCGGCAGCUCAUCGGAUCAGCAGAGGAACAAGUCGAGGCGGGUGGUGACGACCAAGGCAGAUAGGACGGUGGGCGUGGAGGUGGUGCGCCUGGCGCUGCACCCCAAGUACAAGCGACGGGAGCGCAUCAAGAAGAAGUACCAGGCGCACAACCCGGAGAACCAGUUCAAGGUCAGCGACGUCGUGGAGCUCCGCAGCUCCCGCCCCAUCUCCAAGACCAAGCACUUCAUCGUCGUCCCGCUCCCGCCCCGCGACACCCACCGCAAGUCGCAGCUCCUCCCGCUGCUCCAGUCGCAGCAGGCCGACGGCGACCAGCCACCGCCGUCUCUGGCAUCAGCAGCAAUGCCUGCGGAAUGA
Setaria italica (foxtail millet) is the source of this 405-nucleotide messenger RNA. RefSeq names its product 30S ribosomal protein S17, chloroplastic-like. NCBI's taxonomy places the organism in Eukaryota, Viridiplantae, Streptophyta, Magnoliopsida, Poales, Poaceae. The record is from RefSeq and is a predicted model, not a curated record. Gene Ontology annotation, biological process: translation. Gene Ontology annotation, cellular component: ribosome. The coding region runs from base 1 to 405 and encodes 134 amino acids. The transcript has 2 exons. Gene Ontology annotation, molecular function: structural constituent of ribosome.